UUUUAAACGGAUGUCGAUCGAUCCGGCUGCACCAGUCGCAUAGUCGUGAUGGACCCCGAUUCGGCUAAGCAGUUAUGCAGUUGGGUCGUGGAUAUCGCCGUUUAGCAUAGUAUACACGUCGGGAGUGAUGUCCCCGCAGGCUAAAAGAAACCCUUUCAUUCGAUACAUUGCCAGUGGGGUUAUACUUGAUGACUGGUUGGGAACAGCCGACGUUUGUGUUAUCACCGCUCGUAUCGGAGCGAAAGAAUUUCCCCGUCUGCUCGCAUUAAUGUUAAAUACAAUGGUGAAUCUGGAGUUUCAAAAGUUCUGGGAGCCAAGUCCAGCUAUGCGAAACACAAGGGAAUGUGCCAGAGGUACAGGAGGCCAGUCUCCAUCAACAAGUCAGGGCGUUGCUGUUGCAGCGCAGGUCAAUAAUCACGAAGCUGUAUAUCAGUCCGAAGACUCUGGCCUAGGUUUGGAGGGCACAACGCAACUAGAAAAAGGCGACUGGGCUUUCCAGCCCGACGAGCCUACCGAUUACCCUGAAGACGUUGCUCUCUAUGCUACUUCGCGCUCGAACGGUACCCCCUCGGUUACGGGACUGGAAGGCCCUGGUACUGGCAGAGUCUUCGAUGUGUUUGGCGAUGACGAUGAUGGAAAUGAAAAUGACAGAAACAAUGAUACGGACCGCGUGCUGAGACCAAGGAAGCGGUCUGCAGAUAGUUCAACCCAUCAGUCUCCGAAGCGACGACGCCGUAAUCACCCCACAUCCACCGGCACACCACCGCAGAAAGCCUCUCAUCCGAAACUCUCCACACCGUCAGACGGUAUGGACGUACUUCAAAACUCCGUCCGUUACAUACAGCGCUUUUACAGCAUGGUUAAGGAUAACAAUGGUCCCGUAGAAAGCCUCGGGGAGGAUGACCCUGUUCGUCAUGAUCUCGCCGUGCUGCAGCAAGCAAUGAGCAAGCUGCAGCAUGCUUACGGUGUGAUCGCGACUCGGACUACGGCUACAGAUCUAUUGAAAUUAAAACCAUCAAUAGUGCGACCCCGCCAGGAGUCUAAGCGGGGCAAAUGGGCCGUCGAAGAUGAUAAGAGAUUGUUAGAGUUGAGGGACUGCCAAGGACUGCCGUGGGGGCACAUCUUCCAGCUCUUUCCCGGAAGGACACCGGGAGCCAUCCAGCUGCGAUAUUACACCAUGUCUCGUAAGGAGAAUGGCACACCAUCGACCGAAAAACGUCACCAAAGCCGCAAAUCCUCGGCGAAUCGGCAGAAUCGUCCAAGUCGCACAGUGAACGUGAGAUCGACUCGGGCGCGUCCACAUAACGUAGUCGGAGGUAACCUGGCCAUUGCCUGUAGUUCUGAGUCUUCAGGAAUAGACCAUAUUGCAGCAUCGCUCUCUCAGGGACUUGAAAAUGUUGAUCCUCGGAUCCUUGGUCCUGGCGAUCGAAUGUGGUGACGACCUGCUUCAAUAACACCAUCGACAUUCUGAUUUAGUUUAUCGGUUCCUGCGUUAAUAACAGUGUUGGAAUUUUUGAAAUGACAGUGGCAGCUAGAGG
This is a messenger RNA of Aspergillus pseudonomiae, 1538 nucleotides long. RefSeq names its product SANT/Myb-like DNA-binding domain-containing protein. NCBI's taxonomy places the organism in Eukaryota, Fungi, Ascomycota, Eurotiomycetes, Eurotiales, Aspergillaceae. The coding region runs from base 128 to 1438 and encodes 436 amino acids. The record is from RefSeq and is a predicted model, not a curated record. The transcript is spliced from 3 exons.